AUGGUUUCAGACGCGUUUGCAGACCGCAAGUUCAAGAAGCUAGUUCUAUUCGAUGUCGAUGGAACGCUUUCUCUGGCGCGUCAGAGUGCAUCGCCAGAGAUGAUCGCACUCCUCCGAGACCUGCGAAAGCUCAGCGCUAUCGGUUUCGUUGGAGGGUCAGAUAUGGUUAAGAUCCUAGAACAACUAGGCUCAAAUGCUACUGAAGAAUUCGACUAUGCGUUCGCUGAGAAUGGGCUUACUGCAUACAAGUUUGGGAAACCACUAGAGUCCCAGUCGUUCAUCAAGUUUGUGGGCGAAGAACGAUACAAGAAGCUGGUUUCGUUCAUUCUCCAUUAUAUCGCCGACAUGGAUAUUCCGAUCAAGCGAGGGACGUUUGUCGAAUUCCGCAACGGGAUGAUUAAUGUUAGCCCAAUUGGCAGAAACGCGACCAUCGCAGAACGACUCGACUUCCAAGCGUAUGACAAGGAACACGGCCUCCGAGAGAAAUUUGUGAAGAUCCUGCAAGAGAAAUUCGCAGACUACGGUCUUACCUAUUCCAUUGGUGGUCAAAUAUCAUUCGACGUUUUCCCCCAUGGAUGGGACAAAACCUACGCACUAAACCACGUUCAGGACGAAGGGUUUGAAGAGAUACAUUUCUUCGGCGACAAGACCUACAAGGGUGGAAACGACUACGAAAUCUUCUCUGAUCCUCGUACAAUAGGGCAUACGGUCUCUAGUCCAGCAGACACCCAGCGAAUACUCAAAGAAAUGUUCUUCCAAAGCUAA
This is a messenger RNA of Pleurotus ostreatus (oyster mushroom), 765 nucleotides long. It is a transcript of the gene SEC53, whose product is annotated as Phosphomannomutase. NCBI's taxonomy places the organism in Eukaryota, Fungi, Basidiomycota, Agaricomycetes, Agaricales, Pleurotaceae. The transcript has 7 exons. Bases 1 to 765 code for a protein of 254 amino acids. Gene Ontology annotation, molecular function: phosphomannomutase activity. Gene Ontology annotation, biological process: GDP-mannose biosynthetic process; protein N-linked glycosylation; mannose metabolic process. The record is from RefSeq and is a predicted model, not a curated record. Gene Ontology annotation, cellular component: cytosol.